UGAUAGUUACGUUACAAAUAUUGGAAAUUCCGUACUCUUAAUCUACUGACUGAUUUACAAAACGUAAGAAAAUCCAUCUGCGAUUAUUACAAUGACCACUUUAGGAAACAUGUCUAGGCAUAUAGGCCCUUUUAUAAAAAAAACAGAGUUCAGCUUUAAAAGAUUGGUCAGCAGCAUAUCGGAAGAGUCUAAACGACAGAAUGAUUUGUUCAUUACCGAACAAAAACGGCAAAAAGAAUUGGUUGGGCGCAUAGAAAAAAUCGAGAUAUCUUACGAAGGAGCUCCAGAAAAUGUAACUUUAGUCAUGAAUAAAAAUUUAUCUACUCCGUAUGACUGUGCAAAACAUUUAGGCGACAAUGUGCGGAAUAAAGUGGUAGUUGCUCUAUUAAAUCAUGAGACUUUAUGGCAUAUGCAUAAACCAUUGCCUGGUCCUUGCAAAUUGGAACUUCUACACUAUCACUUGCCAAACCCAGCGUCUGUUAAUAAAACAUUUUGGAGAAGUUGUAAUUUUAUUCUAGGUGCUGUUAUUUCAAAUGCCUUCAAAGACGAUGUUAGUCUGUAUUUGCACAGUUUCCCCAGUCCUAACGUAAAAUCGGGUAGUUUUGUGUACGAUGUACAAUUGACUUUAGACAACUGGAUACCAACCACGUCAGAACUAAAAGUAUUAUCAAUUGAAAUGAUCAAAUUUUGUCAGCAAGAACACCCAAUUCACUGUCUAGACGUUGACAAAGAUCUCGCUUUGGAUAUUUUCAGGAGUAAUCCGCACAAAACAAAACAAAUACCCGACAUCGCCGCACAUAAUAGCGACAAGGUUACUCUUUUCAAAGCUGGUACACAUGUGGAUAUAUCGAGGGGACCCAUGAUCCCUAAUACCAGUCAUAUGGGAAGAGUAUCUAUCGCUAACGUUAUAAAAUUAGAUACCGAUAUUCCUGGAGGCCCGAUUUAUAGAUUUCAAGGGGUGGCCCUGCCGAAAGUUAUUACAUUAAAUCAUUUUGCUUACAGUCUAUUAGAAGAUAGGGCGAGAACUUUGAACUCUGGAAGGAUACCUGGUACUCAAGGUAUAGAUAAUGAAGAUAACAGUUUCAUAGCUCGUGUGACCAGCUAAAAAUCAAAUGGUUAUGUUACGGAUCUAGAAAUGUAUUAUUUAGUAUCAAAAAUAAAGUUAUUGUUUUA
Molecule: messenger RNA, 1173 nt
Organism: Anoplophora glabripennis (Asian longhorned beetle)
Lineage: Eukaryota; Metazoa; Arthropoda; Insecta; Coleoptera; Cerambycidae
Gene: mRpL39
Product: 39S ribosomal protein L39, mitochondrial
Exons: 6
Coding region: 92-1105 (337 amino acids)
Biological process (GO): threonyl-tRNA aminoacylation
Cellular component (GO): mitochondrion
Molecular function (GO): nucleotide binding; threonine-tRNA ligase activity
Source: RefSeq, a predicted model, not a curated record